Molecule: messenger RNA, 990 nt
Organism: Prosopis cineraria
Lineage: Eukaryota; Viridiplantae; Streptophyta; Magnoliopsida; Fabales; Fabaceae
Product: heavy metal-associated isoprenylated plant protein 39-like
Exons: 3
Coding region: 78-440 (120 amino acids)
Molecular function (GO): metal ion binding
Source: RefSeq, a predicted model, not a curated record
GAACCAUCUAAUCUCUCCUCUUUACAACGUACCUUAACUAUUUAACUUCCAAGUUCCAACAUAACAGUAAAACGCAAAUGAAGAAAAUAGUGUUGAAGGUGGACUUUCACGAUGAAAGAAUCAAGCAAAAGGCCAUGAAAACGACCUCAGGCAUUUCAGGGGUUGAGUCAGUGAAUGUAGACAUGAAGGACAAGAAAUUAACUGUCAUUGGAGACAUCGACCCAGUUAAUGUUGUGAGAAAGCUAAGGAAGUUGUGUCGUACAGAGAUAGUGUCAGUGGGAGCAGCCAAAGAGUCUGAGAAGAAAACAGAAGAAAAGAUAGAGAAUAUAGCUAAAGCCGCAAUGGUGCCAGCCCCUCUGAGUUACAGCCAUGUUUACUAUCCACCACCCUAUUCUGUUGGAACUGUGGAAGAGUAUCCUAGUGGCUGUGUCAUCUGCUAAAUUAAUGGAAAUGUGGCGUAGUUUUUUAUUUUUUUUCUUUUCCGUUCUCUCUCUCUCUCUGUGUUUUUUUUUUUUUUAAAAUUUUGCCUCCUCAUUGUUUUGGAUUGAAAGUGGUGUGCUCGAAGGGGGUUUGUUGUACAAAUGCAAUCCAGAAUUGUACUGAACACGCGUGUGGCAAAGAGCAUGUUUCUCACAAGGAUUAGACAUCCAAAACUUUGGUUAACAUUGACACCCUAAAAACUUGUAUCGGUAACCAUUGGCCGACACGUGUUAAGAGUGCUCCGAACCAAAUUCGUCUUUAGAGUUCAAAAUCUAGCAUUGGCACAAACUAGGUCAUUAUGAAUUUAAGUAUCACAAGGGAUCCUUUGUCUUUUGAGCUCUAAAACUUGAGCGCACCAUGCUAGUACUCGCGUCUUUGAGCAUCCAAAGGUUAUUCUAUAAUUCUAAAAUUUCUGUGGGAACACUUUGUCUCGCUGGUGAGUUUGAGACACAUCACUCAAAGAACAAUCUAUGACAUUUACUGAAACACUGGUGAGUAGGGCUUGACCAA